CACACUCUCACAAACCAUAUCAAGUUUAACCCAAACCCCAACUCACACUGUCACACAAACCCCUCACUUUCUCAUUUCCUAUCUCUCUUCCACCGUCGCACACAGCGGCGCCACCGUAAUCCACCGAUUACCUUAUCCGUUUGAUAAUGGCGUCAUCAACCACCACCGAUGGUCCCGUAUUGAAUCUCAUCAACAAACGCCUUCGUGCACUACGGAAAAAGCUUAACAGAAUCACGUCAAUGGAGGAAUCCGUUGCACAAGGGAAACCACUCAACAAGGAGCAAGAAGAAGUUCUUCGUUCCAAAUCCUCCGUUCUUGCCCUAAUUGACGAAUUCGAGAAACUUCGUCAACCGCUUUCUUCAGCCCUAGCUGAAGAACUUGACCUAGCAACUCAAAACAAUCGAGAAACCCUACCGGAGAAUUCCGAACGGCGGAGCGAUGAUGUUGUUGAGGAUAUUCUGAAUUUGCUUUAUUUUGGUUCGCUUUUUGAAGUGAAAACGCAGAAUGAUUUUCAUUCAACUAUGCUUACGAGAACACAUGAACGUGGUUGUUGCUUGACUUAUGAUUAUGUUACUGAUGAUGCAACGGAUCUGCUUGGUGAGAAGGAUUUGGACUCGAUCUCUGCUUUGUUUGGGUUGUUGAUUUCCAGACCUGCUGAUUCCAGUUUUUCGCAUAAGAAUGCUUUGAGGAGAUGCAUUGAACAUGCUAAGUUGUGGGUUUCUAAGGCUCAACAGCCUAUUGACCCCAAUGUUGAUGUUACAUAUGCUGGUUUGAGGGAGAAGUUGAAUAAGAUUAUGUCUUCCGAGUAUUUUACGACGACUCCUGAGAUGAAGGCUACUGUUGAAGUUGCUGCAGCUGCUGGAAAUUAUGGCGCUUUUCAGGUGCCGGCGCAUGGUUCUGUGGUUUCUGUUGAAGUGGAAGGUUCUGAUUCUCAGCCUGAGGAGAAGGAUGAAGGAACUGCAAAUUUUCAAGGGCAAGGAUCUGGAGAAGAUCGGUCUGAUCCUGAAGGAGAAUUUCAGAAGGAUGAAGUAGAAGUAGAAAAUGCAGCUGAGGUUGUACCAGUCCAACACGAGCAGAACAAUCCUCAGGUGGAUACGGAAUACAGUCAACCAGAUGGAGGAGAGGGAAAGGAGCAACAGUUUCACCCCAGGAGGGGGGGUUAUCAGAAUCAAAGAGGUGGACGUGGUGGAGGCGGUAGGAGGGGUUAUUCAAAUGGUCGUGGAGGCCGUGGUGGUGGAGGAGGCAGAGGGUUCCCAAAUGGUGGCCGCAACCAAUACUAUGACCAGCCUGGAAAUUAUUAUCCAAGGAACUAUAACAACAGAGGAAGAGGCGGCAGAGGUGGUGGCUACUACAGCAACCAUGGUGCAGGUGGUCAAGUUAAUCAUGUUGCAGGUGAUGUUGGGGUGCAAUCUUGAUAUAUUAUGACUUGUUCAUAGUGUUUGUUACUAUAAUUGGGUGGAGGUGAACCUUUUUAUUCGUCUGGCAUGAAACAUGUUUUGAACAAUUUUGUUUAAACUUCCGACAUCCAGACUCCGCCAUUUUGUAGUCCAGUAGCUAGUUGACCUUUGUCCCAAAUCUUACAGCAUCAUGUUCAGGAAUGAAUGUUUUUCUUAGACUUUC
Messenger RNA from Trifolium pratense (red clover), 1620 nucleotides. RefSeq lists its product as uncharacterized. Lineage: Eukaryota; Viridiplantae; Streptophyta; Magnoliopsida; Fabales; Fabaceae. The transcript has 4 exons. The coding region runs from base 147 to 1415 and encodes 422 amino acids. The record is from RefSeq and is a predicted model, not a curated record.